This is a messenger RNA of Gaeumannomyces tritici R3-111a-1, 828 nucleotides long. RefSeq lists its product as hypothetical. The transcript has a single exon. Bases 1 to 828 code for a protein of 275 amino acids. Lineage: Eukaryota; Fungi; Ascomycota; Sordariomycetes; Magnaporthales; Magnaporthaceae. The record is from RefSeq and is a predicted model, not a curated record.
AUGCCCACAACCCUCAUCCUCGGCGGCGCAGGCAAGCUGGCCCGGCAGCUGACCGCCCAGCUCCUGGCGCAGGACCCGCCGCACGCGGUGCACAGCCUGAUCCGCGCGGGCGCCGACCCGUCGCAGGCCGACGACCUGCGCCGCCUGGGCGUGCGGUCCGUCAUCGCCCUCGACCUCGAGACCUGCACCGUCGCGGACCUCGCCGCCGCCAUCCGCGCCGCCGACCCGGUCCCCGAAGUCGUGGUGUGGUGCGCCGGCGCGCCCUUCGGCGCCGACCCGGGCCGCAUCGACGCCGUCGACCACCUCGCCGCCGUCAAGGCCAUGGACGCCUGCGCCCAGGUCGUCGUUGCCGAAAACCAGGCAGCGGCGGCGGCAAAGAGGUUCGUCAGCGUCUCCAUGCUCGACCUGCGCGACCGCGAGCACAAGCCCGUGCCGCCGUGGUACACGCCCGACGACGUCGCGGGCAGCGACCGGCUCUGGGGCGGGCCGAUGGGCGCGUGGGCGCGCGCCAAGCUCGCCGCCGACGCCGAGCUGUGCCGGGGCAACGACCGCAGGGGGCUCGACUUCACCGUCGUGCGGCCGGGAGGGCUGGGUCCCGCCGAGGACGCCAAGGGCACCGUCGCCGCGGGCCGCGUCCCCGGCUGCCUGAGCGCCGCGGGCAGGAGGACCGUCAGCCGCGCCGACGUCGCAGCAGUGCUCGUCGAGUGCGUCCGGGACCGCGCCGCCGUCGGGCUCGCGUUCGACGUCGUGGGGGGCGAUGAGCCCGUCGCGGACGCUGUCACCCGGGUCGCGCGCGACAAGGAGGACACGUUUCAGGGGUUCUAUUAG